CUUUCAUUUUCAUUCGUUGUCAACUCGUUGUUGCUGCCUUCUAGCAUCAAAUUGAUUCGCACAGACUCUCUGGUUCCUAUUUAAAAUGUUACCUCACAUUCUCUCAAUCGUUCUCGCAAUCGUGGCUUGUGCCGUAGCCAAGCCGUCUGGAAUUGUACCCAUCCUUGGUCCUGGACCGAUUGUGACCGCUCACAGCCAUCAGUUUGUAGCAAGGACCUAUAAUGGAAUUGUCACACCAACAGUCUCCUUGCUGCCACCACUCGCUGCAACACCAGCUUUACCGGCCCCUCGCUUCUACCCAUCGUAUUUGCCAACAUAUCCAACAGGAUACUAUCCCUACAAUCCGGUGUACAGGUACGGAUUCAACAAUUAUCCUUGGGGUGCGUACGGACCAACCUAUGUCCGAUAUCCUCUCAACCCAUAUUGGUGAUGAACGUGUGUAAGUUCAACGUAAGUCGUUAUAGGUUAAGUUCCCAGUUCUUAAAACAAAACCUACCAUAGAGUAGAACAAGGCAAAAAAAUUUGUCAAAAUGUGAAAUUAAAGUGACGUUAAACAAACAGUUAUUGGAGUUUUCU
This is a messenger RNA of Episyrphus balteatus (marmalade hoverfly), 576 nucleotides long. RefSeq lists its product as uncharacterized. Lineage: Eukaryota; Metazoa; Arthropoda; Insecta; Diptera; Syrphidae. The coding region runs from base 86 to 430 and encodes 114 amino acids. The transcript is spliced from 2 exons. The record is from RefSeq and is a predicted model, not a curated record.